ACGGGGGCGAGAGUAUCAUUGGUGUUCACUGUUGUGACUGAGCAUGGAGCACUGGUGAUGUUCUUCCCAUCAGUUUGUGAGCGGGCUUUGAAGGACAUGCUGGAGAGGCAGCUGAGAGAGGGUGCUGCUGCUGCUGCACACUGCUUGCUCCAGCGUAUCUAGACUGCUUGCCCCAAUAACCAUGGAAGGACAGAGAGCCUUGUCUCACCCUGCUGCACUGAUUGUGAUAUGUCUCUCCUUUUGCGGUCAUCUAUGUUCCUCGGAAGACAGCGAGUGCCUAUCGGAGCCAUGCCAGAACAAAGGGAGUUGCAUAGCUGGCCUGGACAGCUACACUUGCCAGUGUCCACGGGACCCUCUCAUCUACUUUGGGAAGAAUUGCGAGCUACUGUUUGACGCCUGCCGCUUCCCGCUAUGCAUGAACAACGGCACAUGCCACACCACACUGGGAAGCCUGCAGUACAACUGCACAUGUUUACCUGGCUUUGCAGGUAGUCAAUGCAGUGUAAAUAUAAAUGAGUGCGAGAGCAAUCCUUGCCCAGGGCUUCAUGUGGAUUGCGUAGAUCAGGUGAAUGGAUAUAGUUGCCGGUGUUCUCCCGGGUAUGAAGGGGAAAACUGUACAACAGAAACCAAUGAGUGCCUUGCCAACUCAUGCAAGAACAAUGGAACUUGCGUGGAUGGGAUUGGAGAUUACACUUGCGAAUGUCAGCCUGGUUACACAGGGGUUAGCUGCGAGACCGACAUUGACGAGUGCGCGUCCAGUCCCUGUUUGAACGGGGCUCUGUGUAUUGAUGCGGUAAAUAUAUAUAGAUGCUUCUGUGUUCCUGGAUAUCAGGGAUCUAACUGUGAGAUUGACAUCAACGAAUGUGCGUCCAGGCCUUGCAGGAACGGUGCUACCUGCGUUCAUGACGUGGAUCGAUACUUGUGUGUCUGUCCUCUUGGCUACCAAGGUCUGAACUGCGAGCUUGAGAUAAAUGAAUGUGAGUCUAACCCUUGUCAGAAUGGUGCCCCGUGCAAGGACCAUGUUGCAUCCUAUGGCUGCGCCUGCCCUGCUGGUUACGAAGGGGUUAACUGCGAGGUAGAUGUCGAUGACUGUGCCAGCAACCCAUGCGCCAAUGGAGGGAAGUGCAAGGACCUGACCAACGGGUACACAUGUGACUGCGAGGACACGGGAUAUCUAGGCACCAACUGCGAGGUUGACAUCCUGGAGUGUGCUUCUGACCCCUGCCUCAACAACGCCACCUGCCAGGAAGGGGUGAAGUCCUACGCCUGCCUGUGCUGGCCAGGUUACACCGGCCUUCACUGUGAAAUCGAUAUCAAUGAAUGCACAGCGGAACCUUGUAUGAAUAAUGGCACGUGUUUGGAACGCUCCGGGCAAGAUUAUUAUGGCACUCUCCCGCUUUUCACCCCCGCUUUCAGUUACGCCAGCGCGUCCGGCUACGUUUGCCUCUGUGGGCAAGGGUUCACAGGAGAAAACUGUACGAUAAACAUUAACGAAUGUGCAUCCGGCCCUUGUGAGAAUGAUGGCACUUGUGAAGACCAAACCAACGGAUUCUACUGCCUAUGUGCACCUGGAUUCACAGGGGUGACGUGCCAGGCCAACAUCAAUGAAUGCGAGGGGGAUCCGUGUGAAAACGGGGGUGUCUGUGAAGAUGGUGUGGCGGACUUCACCUGCCACUGUCCCCCCAGGGACGAGGAGGGAGUGGUGUGGGGGGGGAAGAGCUGCUCGGUCGAACUGACCGGCUGCCUGGAGCACAAUUGCCACAACGGGGCCACGUGUGUGCCCCUCCUGCUGCAAGAGAUCCACACCCACCUCUGCAGCUGCCCUCCCGGCUUCUACGACGCUUCCUGCUCAACCUCCACCACCUUCUCCCUGUCCGACGGCUUUGUGGUCGUGCAGGGGGCCGAGGCUGGGAACGGGACCAGCAGACGUACGGCCGACGACUCGAUCAGUAUCAGCGUGAGCUUUCGGACCACCCUGCCGCACUCGCUGCUGAUAUACCGGGGCAACCUGCUGGACGAGUACAUCCGCGUCCAGAUCUUCAGCGGCAAGCUGAUGUCUAUGGCCACCAUAAGCGAGCAGAUUCUGGGCAUCUCCUUCAGCCAGUCGGUCAAUGACGGGGCCUGGCACGAACUGAGGGUGAUCCUGGGCAAGAACCUGCUGGUGAUGUUGACACAUCCAGCUUGUCCAAACCAGACUUGCUCGGACUCGAAGCCCAUCACAUCGGCCACUCUCCCCCCGCUCAACACCUUCCAGACGACGCACAUCGGCGGCGAAUACGGAACGUACUUUUCAGCUCAGGAGAACUUCACCGGCUGCAUGCGGGAUUUGGAAAUCGAUAACGAGCCCAUACUGCCACAGACCAUCUCCGACAAUCUGGCGUGGAAUUUCAAGCUGGGCUGUGAGAAGACGGACUGGUGCGAGCAGGACCCCUGUCACGGCAACGGGAAGUGCGUGGACCUGUGGACAAGCUACAUCUGUGAAUGUUUCCGACCGUACGUGGGUCCAACUUGCACCCAAGAAUACAAGCCGGUGACCUUCAGCCACAACAACUCCAGCAGCUCCGCAUCUUUCGUCAUCACGAAUAAUCCAGGCUCCAAAUUUGUUAUUUCGUUUUAUAUCCGUACACGGAAACCGAGCGGCCUGAUCUUGCAGCUCCGUAAUGCCACGGCACCCUACCUCUCCGUGUACCUGAAGAACGGUGACAUCUCCUUCAAAGCCCAAGGCACCAAGCUGGCCUCCACCAUACACCUGGUCGACGGCACGAGACGCCUUGUGGAAAUCCACCUGAAUGACGGCUGGCUGACGGUGAAGGAAUCCAAAGUCGUUAUGUUGGAGGGCCUGUUGCCCCGUGUGGCCAUUCACCCGCUCGAUACUAUCCACUUUGGUCAUUAUACGGAGGAGGAUUCUGCGCUCUGGGGAGGACCUUUCAAAGGCUGCCUGCAGGACGUUAGAAUCAACGAUAAUCUACUGGAGUUUUUCCCGAUGAAAAUCAAGAACCAUACCACGUGGCCGGGAGCUUACACCAAUAAAACACUUGUGAACGUGCUGAAUAAUUGUAUCAGUGAUGAUUCCUGCAAGGCAGCUCCGUGCCACCAUGGAGGGACGUGCAUCGUGACCUGGAACGACUUUGAAUGCAAAUGCCCGCGGCAGUACACGGGACGGACCUGCGAGGACAUCGUCUGGUGUAGGACUGAACCCUGUCUUUCCGGGAGUCACUGCCGGGAUCUUCCCGGUGGAUACGAAUGUCAUUCCAACGCAACCUUUCAGGGUAAAAACCCAAUUGUUUACCUCGGCAACGAGUUGAUCACACGAGACCUCAGCAGUAUUUCGGUGAACUUCAAGACCAGAGAUACAGCUGCUGAUCUUCUACAGGUCAACCAUGGUGCCGAGUCCUUCUGGCUUGGAUUACACGACUCCCAGCUGCAGUUUAAGUUGUACAGUGGGAACAGCGUGGAAGGCCUUGCAAUGGCGAGCACCGUCAACACCUCGGAUGGACAGUGGCACUCGGCCCUCGUCACCAUGGAGACACCUUCGAAGGCGUCGUCAAGGUGGAUCAUUGUGUUGGACGGGAAGUCCAACGUCACCAGCACCGUCACCACGGGGAACAUCAACUUCCUUCAGGACAACGCCACGGUGACACUGGGCAACAACUUUACCGGGUGCCUGGGAGUGGCCAGAAUUGGCGGCAUUUACCUCCCUUACAUGAGGCACAAGAUCCUCACGAAGACGGGGCAGUUUGCCAUGGUGAGCGGUUCCCCGGCAAGGAUCGGAUGCUUUGGCGGGGAGGUGUGCACCCCUAACCCGUGCCUGAACGAGGGAAAGUGCGAGGACCUGUUUGACCUUUCCCGGUGCCAGUGCGUGGAGGGGUGGGAGGGAUCCCGGUGUGAGCACAGUGUGGACAACUGCGCGUCCACGCCUUGUGUCCGGGGCAACUGCAGCAACUCCCCGCAAGGCUACAGGUGCGACUGUGAGCUGGGCUACACCGGGCCGGACUGCGACAGCAAUGUGGAUGACUGUGCGGACCACCAGUGUACAAACAACGGCAGCUGCAUCGAUGCUCUCAACUCGUACCACUGCAAGUGUCCGAGCCAAUUCACCGGGAGAUAUUGCGAUUUUGUCUCCAAUAAAGUGCGAGGAAGUGCAGAGAAGGUUCGUCUGUGGGAUGUCGGCGAGGAAAGGCUGGAUAGAGUCGCACCGCUAUGGACCCUGGGGGGAUCUUAUAGAAACUUACAAAAUUGUACCUGCGCGCCAGGCUUCUCCGGAGAAAGGUGUGAGGUUGAAGUCAAUGCAUGCGAGUGCAGUCCGUGCCAGAAUGGGGCCACCUGCCAGAGCAUGGCCAACUCCUUUAAGUGCGUUUGUGCAGCUAACUAUGCGGGGCAACGGUGUGAGCUUGAUAGAGGGAAGAAGGCGGACUCCAUCCCGCUGUUGGCGGUGGCCGUGCCCGUGGUGUGCGGCAGCGUGCUGCUCAUCGUCAUCGCUCUGAUCUUCGUCGUUCUCACCGCCCGCAAGAAGCGGCAGACAGAAGGGACGUACAACCCGAGCCAGCAGGAGGUGGCGGGAGCGAGGCUGGAGAUGGACAGUGUCCUGAAGGUGCCUCCUGAGGAGCGCCUGAUAUAAGCGUCUGCCUGGACUCAUGAGAGGAGGCUCCUGCUUGGCCUGUUCCACUACACAGGAGGCAUCCAUCCCCCAGCUCCGUGCUUGCCUUUGACCAAACCGAACUGAAUUGAAAGAAACAACGUGGAAAUAGGCCCUUCGGCCCACCGAGUCCAUACCGACCAUCGCCCACCCGUUCUAUGCUGUCCCACCUUCUCAUCCACUACCUACGCCCCAGGGACAAUUUUCAGAGGCCGAUUAGCCCACAGACCCGCACGUCUUUGGGAUGUGGGAGGAAACCGGGGCACCCGAAGAAAACCCACGUGGUCACAGGGAGAACGUGCAAACUCUAGUUCUGCGUUAUCCCACUUUCUCAUCCACUCGGUGCGAUUAACGGAAGUCAAUCAACCUACAAACUCAAACCUCUCUGGUAUGCGGGGGGAGAAUCCACGUGGUUACCGAGAGAACGUGCAAACUCCACGCGGACAGCACCCGAGGUCAGGGUCGAACCCGUGUCUCCGGGGGCCCUGAGGCAGCGGCUCUACCCGCCGCAUCACUGCGCCGACUGCUGAUGCAUCAACCCUCUCAUCCUGGGGACCUGCGUCACCAAGAGGUUGAUGAGAACUCGACCACUCCUGGCAAUGCACCGUUCGCACGGCAAUUGCAGCGAAUAACAGGUGGAGGAAGGAACUGCAGAUGCAGGUUUACACCACACGUCGACACAAAAUGCUGGAGUAACCUGUUUUCACACCUUACACAUCCUUAUCUCUUGCGUCCCCCUCUCCCCUGCCCCUCAGUUUGAAGAAGGGUCACGACCCGAAACGGCACCCGUUCCUUCUCUCUGUAGAGAUGCUGCCUGUCCCGCUGAGUCACUCCAGCAUUUUAGAAACAUAGAAAAUAAGUGCAGGAGUAGGCCAUUCGGCCCUUCGAGCCAUCACCGCCAUUCAAUAUAAUCAUGGCCGAUCAUCCAGAAUCAGUACCCCGUUACUGCUUUCUUCCCAUAUCCCCUGAUUCCGUUAGCCCGAAGAGCUAAAUCUAACUCUCUCUUGACUAUAUCCAGUGAAUUGGCCUCCAAGGCCUACUGUGGCAGAGAAUUCCACAGAUUUACUACUCUCUGGGUGAAAAAGUUUUUUCUCAUCUCAGUCCUAAAUGACGGUGGAAUCUAUACGUUCACUCAUUUAAAUGUUUACUGUAAUUUGGUUCUUAAUUGAAUUACUUUUAAAUAGAAAAUUCUUUGUAGCUUUGAAAUUUAAGUUGAUUGAAACUAAGUCUGUGCCAUGCGUUGAUGGAGGGAUUUAUUUACACAAAGCACAAAGUGCUGGAAGAACUCAGCGGAUCAGGCAGCAUCUGUGGAAGUGAAGGACAGAGGAUGUUUCCGGUGGGGACUAAUUGAUGGAUCCUCACUCCACCACCUCUUUGUUCCAGCUUUCUCUCCCCCCCCCCCCACCCCUCGUACUCCCAUCAGUCUGAAGAAAGUUCCCGACCCAGAAACGUCAUUGGUCCAUUUCCCUUCACGGUUCCUCCAGCACUUUGGCUGUUGGUCCAGAUGGCAGCAUCUGCAGUUCCUUUUUCUGUAAGUAUUUAUAUGUUUUACUGGGAGAGAUUCAGCAUUAACACUGGGCAAUGCUGCACUUUAUGCAAAAGGUAGAAGUCACUGGAUCCCACACCACCAUCUUCUGCUCCCAUGUCUGCUAUGAACAAGUGCGUGCACAGCUUGAAAGCACGAACUCUGUGGCAUCAGCUGUUGCCCCGGUCUGGCCGCCUCCUUGCGUUUUCUAUCUACAAACUGCAGCUGGGUGAAGAAACUGCCGGAAAUAGGCUCCAAUGAGACGCAUUGCUGGAGCCCAGAUACACAUUCCACAACAAGGUCAAUACACUGUAUAUUUCUCAUGCCCACUUUACUUAACGGUGGCAGUUCCACAGCAGAAAGCGUCUUCCUGUAGAACCAACGUUGCCAUUAUAACUGGCCGUGUGGCUGUAGUUGAGGAUAGUUGACUUUGAGUUUAGUUUAUUGUCACAUGUACCAAGGUAGAGUGAACACCUGUUGUUGCGUGCCAACCAGCCAGCGGGAAGAACAUACAUGAUUACAACCGACCCAUCCAUCUAAAGACACAUGAUAAAAGGAAAAACAUGAAUAAUGUUUAAUUUAGUCCAAGAUAAAGUCCAGUAAAGUCCGAUCAAAGAUAGUGCACGGACGGGUCUCCAAUGAGGUAGAUGGCAGCUCAGGACUGCUCUCUAAUUGUUGGUGAUAGGAUGGUUCAGUUGUUGGUUGUGGUGGUCACCAUGAGGGGGAAAAAAGAGAUGGCUAAACUCAGGCACUCAGUCAGCAGGGAACAGGUGGAGCAAGGACAGACACAAAAUGCUGCAGUAACUCGGCAUGUCAGGCAGCAUCCCUGGAGAACGAGAAGUGGCGACCUUUCAGGUCGGGACCUUUGCUCAGACUCAGCAAGAGACGAGGAACAUCAUUCGGCCUCCACCGACAGAAAGGCUCACUGGACUUUGGAAAACAGAAUCAAAGGGAUUGAGGGCAGUCGAUGGGCUGAGCUGGUAAAGAGUGACCGGGAGUGAUGUAGCUGGAGUGAGUGACCAGGCUGGGAGUGGUGUAGCUGGGGUGAGUGACCAGGCCGGGAGUGAUGUAGCUGGGGUGGGUGACCAGGCUGGGAGUGGUGCAGCUGGGGUGGGUGACCAGGAGUGGUGCAGCUGGGGUGAGUGACCAGGAGUGGUGUA
Messenger RNA from Leucoraja erinaceus (little skate), 7321 nucleotides. RefSeq names its product protein crumbs homolog 2-like. The record is from RefSeq and is a predicted model, not a curated record. Gene Ontology annotation, molecular function: calcium ion binding. Gene Ontology annotation, biological process: establishment or maintenance of epithelial cell apical/basal polarity; heterophilic cell-cell adhesion. The transcript is spliced from 13 exons. Bases 182 to 4618 code for a protein of 1478 amino acids. Gene Ontology annotation, cellular component: protein-containing complex; plasma membrane. NCBI's taxonomy places the organism in Eukaryota, Metazoa, Chordata, Chondrichthyes, Rajiformes, Rajidae.